Molecule: messenger RNA, 3391 nt
Organism: Chelmon rostratus (copperband butterflyfish)
Lineage: Eukaryota; Metazoa; Chordata; Actinopteri; Chaetodontiformes; Chaetodontidae
Gene: efemp1
Product: EGF containing fibulin extracellular matrix protein 1
Exons: 11
Coding region: 251-1624 (457 amino acids)
Molecular function (GO): calcium ion binding
Source: RefSeq, a predicted model, not a curated record
GGAGCUCAACCUGCCCGGUACACCGCCCCCAGCAUGUCAUACUGAAGGAGCCGCAUGUUCAUCACAAGCGCUGCCUGCACUCUGACAACCACCUAACAUCCACCGCACCGUUUGCAGAAUAAAGACCAGCCGGCUCCUGCGCACACGCUCCGAUCUGCGGCAAAACACGAACCGGGGACGCUUCCUUCGGCGCGCCAGGAGAGUCGGAGACCCGCAGGUAAUUGCAGUGCUGCUCCGACGUUUGGUCGACAUGCUGGGUAUCUGCGUGUGUCUUUGUGCGGUUUUCACACACGUCCUCUCUCAGGAGGCUGAGGAGCCCAUCUCCUACACAUGCACAGAAGGGUAUGAGUAUGACAGAGUCAGAGAGCAGUGCAGAGACAUCGACGAGUGUGCCUUGUUAGAUGACGCCUGCAAAGGAGGGAUGCAGUGUAUCAACCACUUUGGUGGAUACCUCUGCCUCCCCAAGAGCGCCGUCAUCUAUAUCAGUAAGGAGGGCGAGCAGGUGCCGCUGCCAGACCCCGUCCCUCCUGCCCCUGCCCUCCCACCAAGCCAGCCUCAGCCCCCACGGGUAUUUUCAGGCGGCCAGAGGGUCUCUCAGCCCAGCCGGACCAUCCCCUGUGCGACCGGAUUCAAUGCAGAUGAGCAGAACCUCUGCAGAGACAUAGAUGAGUGUGCGACAGGUAGGCACACUUGUGGCCCUGAACAGACGUGCUACAACACCAGAGGCUCCUACACCUGCCAGUGUCCUCCGGGCUACCAGAGGAACGGAGAUCACUGCUUGGACAGAGACGAGUGUGCGCUGACCCACUACUGCAUGCACAGAUGUGUGAACACACAGGGCUCAUACUACUGUGAGUGCAACGCAGGUCACAAGUUGGCCAGCAACAACCACAGCUGUGUUGAUGUGAAUGAAUGUGAUGUGCAGAGUCCCUGUCAGCACCACUGCUACAACCUGAUUGGCUCCUUCCUCUGCCAGUGUGACCAGGGCUAUGAGCUGGCACAAGACACGGUCUCCUGCCAAGACAUUGAUGAAUGCAGCAUCUCCAGCUAUAUGUGCCAGUACCAGUGUAUUAACAGCCCAGGAAGUUACUCCUGUGAGUGUCCAGAGGGAUAUCAGCUCCAGGGAAACAGGUUGUGUCAAGACAUAAAUGAGUGUGAGACGGGGACCCAUAACUGCCAAGAUGAUGAAAUGUGCUGGAACUAUUACGGUGGCUUCCGCUGCUAUCCCAGAAACCCCUGUGAGGCGCCUUACACCAAAACCUCUGAAAAUCGCUGCAUCUGCCGGUCUCAGGCCGAGUGCCAGGGUCUCCCACCGUCAAUUGUCUACAAAUACAUGAGCAUCCAGGCGGACCGGACUGUGCCGGCGGACAUCUUCCAGAUUCAGGCCACCAACAUCUACGCCAACACACACAACACCUUCAGGAUCAAAGCCGGGAAUGAGGCAGGAGAGUUUUUCCUGCGGCGUUCCAGCAAUGUGAGCGCCAUGCUGGUGCUAACCAAGCCUCUGUCAGGCCCCAGGGAGUACGUCGUGGACCUGGAGAUGGUCACCCACCAUCUGACCAUGAACUACCGCUCCAGCUCACUGCUGCGCCUCACCAUCAUAGUCGGGCCCUACGCCUUCUGAGCACCGCAGCUCCCGGCAGCCCACAUAAGUCUGGUUCCGCAAACAUAGCAGUGUAACACAGCAGAUGCCUGUAUCAGCAUAACGUAAAGUACAUUUUCAUACAAUACAAGCGUACGUCAUAUAACAUAGGCUGUGCCAGUCUCAUACAGCGGCGCAGCAGUUCCAAUAGGCUUGCUCAUGACAGACCGACCCAUGCUGUGAUGUGACCACUGGGCGUCUUUUUCUCUUGAGGUGCAUGGAAGCAUUGUGAUGAAGGGUUUUAGUGCAACCGAGUUUCAACAACAGCACUUAGCAAUGAAUCGUUUUUCAUCUGUAGAGUUGCGACAUUUUUGACUUAUAGUGCCCGAAGGGGACACGGGAAAGAUGCUGGAUGCACUUGUGGUCGUUAGUUACUUCCAUUUGAAAAACAACUGCGAGCAAAGCAGCGGCACUCAGGAAAAGAGGCCUAGUGGACACACAUCCUAACUGUGAUACAUUUUUGAUGCAGCUGUACAUACAUUUAUCACUUUGUUCAGACCAGAACUGCUUACAAUAACCUGUGUGUGCAUCGGUGAAGCACUCUGUUGUAGGAAAGAGAGAAAAAUCAAGUUUUUUAUAUAAAUGUACAUGACAAAUAUCCAAUAUGAGCAGCUUUUGACACAAAAGAACUUGUAAAUCACAGCUUCUGUUGACAAAUGUUGUGGGGGUUAGUGCUGCUGCGCCACACUGUUUGUGCAAGUUUCUGUAUAGUUUUACUCAUGAGUAAUAAUUUCCAGAGAAGUCCAGAACAGUUCAGGAGUGUAAAGGGAGGGAAUUUGUGAGUUGAGAGUGCUAAACUUUGCAUGACAACAGGCUUGAUGCUUGUAGACUUUACUCACAGGGGUUAAGUCAUGUACAUACCGAGGUAGCAAAUCUGUGUGUGCGGAUGUUUGAAUUUGUGUGUGUGUGUGUGCGUGUGCAUGUGCCUGGCUUUGUUUAUGCAUGCAAGCAAGUGAAAGUGUGAAACACAGAGGGAGAGAAAGGGAAAGAGUGAGAAAGAGCUUGUUCCCUGCCUCAGGUUUCGGUGGAUGUGGUCGAGCUGUUUAUGCGUUUCUGUGAUGCCAUCCCCUCAGCCCGCGGUCACCGAGGCAAUAACAAGAGAUUUUUGAACUCGAGAACACGCGCAGGAAAUGACGCCUUUCAUAACACACCUUGGCCAAUUGACCGCUCGCUGGUGCCACGGUGAUUCUCCAGAGGAGCAGCUGCGCUUUCUAAUGUCGGUCCCAGUCAAGAAGUCACACUGGCACCAGGCUGGCUUGCGUGAUAAACAUAAUUACAGAGCUUUGCCCCGUAGCUGGUUGGUGUGUGACACAGGGGAUUAUUAAAGCGUUAAUACAAUGCCACCACACUUUCUGGCAGAAUGAGAAAUCUUUCACUACCUGCUUUGCCUUUCAUGACUCCACGUGUCCGCUCUGGCUUAUGCUGAAACACUGUACACUGUUGACACACAGCACUGAAAACCACAUUAAAACCCAGCAUGUCACCACUCUUAAGCGUAGAAAGUUACCCGUCUAUGCAUCUUUCAUGUGGUUUCAGCAGCGAUCAAGCCACAGUGCCUUAGAGGUAUAAACGCAGAAAAUGUAACGCUAAUCUUUCAUCAUUCAUGCUGACUGUUAACUUCCAUUAUUGAAAUGCCUUAAUGUCUUUCUCUUCUAUUUAAAAUAUAUUUUGUCAUUAUGUAUCGUAUAUUGAUUGUACUCUGAAGAGCAAAAGUUAUAUUGUUGAAUAAAAUAUGAUGAAUAAAUGGGG